This is a messenger RNA of Drosophila busckii, 1778 nucleotides long. Its product is annotated as titin homolog. Bases 139 to 1767 code for a protein of 542 amino acids. The record is from RefSeq and is a predicted model, not a curated record. The transcript is spliced from 2 exons. NCBI's taxonomy places the organism in Eukaryota, Metazoa, Arthropoda, Insecta, Diptera, Drosophilidae.
GCUGGGGUGUUAGGUUUAAACUAAAGUUCGUCCAAUUGUGCGUCAAGUCGUGAGUCUAAGCUGUAAGUAGCUGUAAUUAGUAUCUGUACUAACUUUAGUCCUAAAAUUCUUCUCAAUGUCUGUCUCUGUCUAAGUCUCAUGUGCUCUCUUUUGUUGUUAUUGUUGUUGUCUCUUUUGUCACAUUGUGUGCCACACAUGACAGAUGCUUAUCACAGGCAGGACAAUUGCCUGACGCUGGAGUGCAAGGUUUCUGGCAGUCCCAAGCCCCACAUCUACUGGCAACGUGACAACACUUUGUUGCCACUGGAGGGCAGGAAGUACGAGUACAGCGAGCAGAGCGGAGAUGGCAUCAAGCAGCUAACAAUACGAGAUUUCAGCAGCGAGGACUCCGGUCUAUACACCUGCUAUGCGGAGAGCGAGAAUGGCCAAAUGAAAAUUAGUAAAUUUGUGCAGGCUACAGACUAUGUCAGGGCACGUGGCAAUGAUAAGCAGAGCAAGGACAAUAAGGAACAAAUGCAGCAAGAGCAAGAGCAUGGGCGGCCAUCGAUGGCGAGUGAUGUCAACGCAGUUGGCCAGGCCAAGGCAAAGGCACGUGAGGCUAAGCUGCGGCUGCAGCUGGAGACAAAGCUGAAGAGCAUGACCUUGAGCAGUGGCAAUAAGGCACAGCUCAUAUGCUAUGUAUCUGGUUUCAUUGAGCAGGUGCAUUGGGUGAAGAAUGAGGAGCGUGUGACCAAAGAUGCGCGUCAUAAGAUUUACAACAUAAAUGGGGCCAUUAGCUUAGAGAUCUACGAUGCUCGCCCUGAGGACAGUGGCAACUAUAGAUGCGUAGUGAAGAACAGCAAGCAGACAGUGGAGAGUGCCGCAGAGUUAACGGUGCUGGAUGAGACGAGCGGGCGACUGCCACAGAGCUUCCAGGCAGGCAUACAGAAAUCCUUUGAUGCGCAACGCAACGAGCUUGUGCUCAGCUGUCAGCUGCAUGGACGUGCGCAGGUGUCCUGGAUGCGAGACGACCAUACUAUAUGCAACAAUCGUUACAGGUUGCUGGAGGAGGCGGGAGGCGUGCGCAAGCUCAUUAUACGUAAUCCCAUUGCCACAGACUGUGGCAGCUUUGCCUGCUAUGCAGAGCAAGAGGAACAGAUAGAUUCCAUAAGCUGCACAAUACGCGCAGCGGACCUAAAGCGCUUGCUGAGCCUAGAGCCACAGCUGGAGACGCUCCAAUCGACGCCUGCGAAUGUGACUGCAAAUGUUUCUGCAACUGCUGUUAAUGGACAUGGCCUGGGUACUCGCUUGCUCCGCCAGGUUGCCAAGUCCAAGCCAAUCUUCCAUACCUAUUUACACGAUCGUACUGUGGCCGAGGGCGCCAAUCUGCGCUUGGUGUGCAGCGUCAGCGGGGACGAAAACACACACAUUGAGUGGCUCCGGAACCACAAGCCUUUGCCACAAGAUGCGCGACGUUAUCAGAUGGUCUAUCAGCAGGGCGAAGCCUCACUGGAGAUAUUCGAUGCCCAAGCGGAUGAUAGUGGAAGCUACACGUGCUCAGCCAUCAACGAUUUUGGCGAGAGCUUUAGCCAGGCGCAGCUGCGAGUGUAUAAGAAUUUUAGAGAGGCCUCACUGCCCACCAGCUUUGCGCAGCCCAUCAGAGGUAGUCCAGAUGCAAUGCAGCCGCAACCGCAACCGCAUCCAUUUACGCAAAACACACAACAGCUUUUUAUGCUAACUGCUUGUUUAAUGCUUUAUGUUCUUUAUAUUCCUCGGUGUUCUUUCUAAUGCUCUCCAUU